AUGUCUCCAUUUGCUAUCUUCUCCUGGAGCAUUAUAGGUAUUUUGUGCAUUGCUUCCCUUUCAGGGAAUGGAUUUAUCUUCAUGGUGACUGUGGUGCAAUGGCUUCAGAAGAGGAAGAUGUCACCUUGUGACUUCCUCCUGACCUGUUUGAGCGUCUCCAGAUUACUAACACAGUUGAAUAACAUGGCCAUCUAUUUUAUGCAUCUCUUUUAUUCUUCAGGUAGAGGAGAAAUGCUCCUUUUCUCCUGGAUCUUUCUCAAUAUGGCCAGUCUCUGGUGUGCCUCCUGGCUCAGCAUUUUCUACUGUGUGAAGGUCAUCAACUUUCCCAACUCUUUCCUCCUUUGGCUAAAGUUAAGGAUCGAUCUGCUUCUCCCCAGACUUCUUGGAAUAUCGAUGGUCAUUUUCAUGGUCUCUUCUCUCCCUUCAAUCAUCACAUUUUUCAAAUACAAAGAACUGUGUAAUCAGACCGUAACACCACCAACCAUUGAUGAAGUUGAAAAUAGCAUAUGGAUUAGUUUUUUCCCAGUGCAGAUAACUUUCAUUUGCAUAAAUUUCAAUGUGAACAUUGUGGCAACCCUUCUUUUGCUCAUCUCCUUGUGGAGGCAUGUGAGAAACCUCAGAAAAAAUGGUACUAGUUUUCAGGAUCUCAACACUCAGGUCCACCUCAAUGUCAUGAGGCUUUUGUUGAUCACACUCUUCUUCUACCUUGUAUUUAUUUCUAGUUUGAUAAAAUUAAUAAGUGACUUUUCCCAGUUUAGAUCAAACCUAUCACUGAUUACAGAGAUAAUGUUGUCCAUAUUUCCUUCAGGACAUUCAAUAAUUUUAAUAUGGACCAAUCCAAAACUCAAAGAAGUGGCUGCUCACAUACUGAACAUCAGACAAAAAGCUUAA
Anolis sagrei ordinatus is the source of this 891-nucleotide messenger RNA. Its product is annotated as taste receptor type 2 member 41-like. Lineage: Eukaryota; Metazoa; Chordata; Lepidosauria; Squamata; Anolidae. Gene Ontology annotation, biological process: G protein-coupled receptor signaling pathway; sensory perception of taste; detection of chemical stimulus involved in sensory perception of bitter taste. Gene Ontology annotation, cellular component: membrane. Gene Ontology annotation, molecular function: G protein-coupled receptor activity; bitter taste receptor activity. The record is from RefSeq and is a predicted model, not a curated record.